Messenger RNA from Maylandia zebra (zebra mbuna), 5012 nucleotides. The record is from RefSeq and is a predicted model, not a curated record. NCBI's taxonomy places the organism in Eukaryota, Metazoa, Chordata, Actinopteri, Cichliformes, Cichlidae.
CUGAGACACUCAGGGGGACCUGGCUGCUGCUGCUGCCGCCGUGCUGCCCGCUCCUGCUGAGGGAAGAGGAGGAAACAUGAGCUCCAGGAAAGUGAUGGCCAUCCAGGCUAGAAAGAGGAGGCCGAAGGGGAAGAAGGAUAAAGCGGGUCACCAUCGCAGGCCUGACACCCAGCAGAAAGCCCCGGUGACUGCUCCUCCUCCCCCGCCGCCCCCUCCACCUCCCCCUGAGCCGGCUGGGCCCCCAGAGCCGGAGGAGGAGAUCCUGGGCUCCGACGAUGAGGAGCAGGAGGACCCCGCGGACUACUGCAAAGGAGGGUACCAUCCGGUGAAGAUCGGGGAUUUGUUCAACGGGAGGUACCAUGUGAUCAGGAAGUUGGGGUGGGGCCACUUCUCCACCGUAUGGCUAUGCUGGGACAUCCAAGUGAAGAACUUUGUGGCGAUGAAGGUGGUGAAGAGCGCUCAGCAUUACACAGAGACGGCCCUGGAUGAGAUCAAACUGCUGCGAUGUGUGAGAGAGAGUGACCCCAGCGAUCCCAAUAAGGAUAUGGUGGUACAGCUGAUAGAUGACUUCAAGAUUUCAGGAGUCAACGGGAUACACGUUUGUAUGGUGUUUGAAGUGCUGGGUCAUCACCUGCUGAAAUGGAUUAUUAAAUCCAACUACCAAGGUCUCCCGUUGCCGUGUGUCAAGAGUAUUAUCAGACAGGUCCUGCAGGGCUUGGACUACCUCCACACGAAGUGUAAAAUCAUCCACACAGACAUAAAGCCGGAGAACAUCCUGAUGUGUGUAGAUGACGUCUUUGUUAGGCGUAUGGCCAUGGAAGCAACUGAAUGGCAGAAAGCUGGAGCUCCACCACCAUCUGGAUCAGCAGUUAGCACAGCCCCCCAGCUCAAACCGGUUGGAAAGAUCUCCAAGAACAAGAAGAAGAAGCUGAAAAAGAAACAGAAGCGGCAAGCCGAGCUUCUGGAAAGGCGAAUGCUGGAGAUUGAAGCCCUGGAGAGGGAGGCAGAGAGGAGGGAAGAGAAGGCCAAAGAAGGAGGGGAGAAGGCGACGCUCGACCGCAACCUGCCUUCACCGCUGCAGCCGCCGCAACCGCCUCCAGGCCACAGCACGUCCCUGGGAGACAGCGACGAUGACGACGACGAUGAGGAGGACGGAGAGGACGAGGAGGAGGAGGAGGGAGGAGAGAGGCCCAUCAGGCUGACUAAUCAUACAUGUGCAGCACCUCCCCAGGAGCAGAGCGAGGCAACCCACAUCACAGAUGAUGACCCUGAUGAGGAGGCGGAGGAAGAAGAAGAGGAGCUUACGCCUGUCGCUGAAAAAGAUGCCCCUAUUCCCCCCGCCUCAGAAGAAGGCAGCGGAGAUCCAACACAAGCAGAGGUUGAGCCAGAAGAGGCAGAGGAGGAAGAGGGAUUAAAAGGGAGAGAGAAUGAGAAUGAGGAGGAGGAAACAGAAGAUAAAGAGACAGAGGAGCCAAAGAGUGAGAGCAAAACAGAGCAGGAGGUUGUGGUGGUGGUGGAAGAAGAGGUUUCAAAGGAGCAAGAGGGGGAGGAGGAGGACGAAGAAGAAGAAGAGGAGGAAGAGGAGGAGGAAGAUGAGGAUGAUGACACAACUACUGACCUCCUCACAGAUAACACCUCCCCCAUCAAACCCCACAUCAAUAAAACCAAUUCGGUCAAAACCAACGGCCAUGUUUUGUUAGGCUCUGAGGGACUGAAACCAAACCCAGGCACGCCUCCGCCUCCUUCCCCCACCCCAGAGCCUCUUCUCUGCCCCCUGGUGGAGUCUGAGCUCAGCUACACAGACAGGGACAACUCUCUGAGCUCUGGUUAUGAGAUGUAUAACGGCGAGCUUGGAGAGCCAGGACUCACCAAUGGCUCCAGUGAGCGGCAUCUAGGUACAAUUCCCAUUUUUCCCGACUUGCCUCUGGAUCCCGAGCCAGGAAACACCAUUUGUGUUGGUACGGCAGACAUUGAAGCAGGACCUUCACCCAACAGCCCCACUGCAGACCGCAGUCGCACCGUGUCCUCCUCGAGCACGGGAGACACACCGAAAGUCAGAGCCAGAGCUGCAGAUCUUCUGAUCAACCCUCUAGAUCCGCGCAACGCAGACUCUAUUCGAGUCAAAAUUGCUGAUCUUGGAAAUGCAUGCUGGGUGCAUAAGCACUUUACAGAGGACAUUCAGACAAGGCAGUACCGCUCCAUCGAAGUCCUAAUAGGAGCGGGUUACAGCACUCCUGCUGACAUCUGGAGCACCGCCUGCAUGGCAUUUGAGCUGGCCACUGGAGAUUACCUGUUUGAGCCUCACUCUGGAGAAGACUACUCCCGCGAUGAGGACCACAUAGCCCACAUCAUAGAGCUGCUGGGCUGUAUUCCGAGGCACUUUGCGCUCUCCGGAAAAUAUUCCCGGGAGUUCUUCAACAGAAGAGACCACAUCGCUCUGAUCAUGGAGCUCCUUGGGAAGGUCCCACGCAAAGUGGUCGCUGCUGGGAAGUACAGCCGAGAGUUUUUCACCAAGAAAGGUGAACUGCGGCACAUCACCAAGCUGAAGCCGUGGUCCCUGUUUGACGUGCUGGUGGAGAAGUACGGCUGGUCGCACGAAGACGCCGGUCAGUUCACUCACUUCCUUCUGCCCAUGCUGGAGAUGGUGCCUGAGAAGAGGGCCUCGGCCGGCGAAUGCCUCAAUCACCCGUGGCUCAACUCCUAGCCACAAACACUGAGCAACGCCCUCCUCCUCUUCCCCGCUGCCCACCCAACAGUUAGCCCAAACACCACCCCCACCCUGGUGGCAGCCUUUGGAACCCCGAUGUGGAAAGAAGCUGGCAACAGAUGAGAAGGACCUCCUUAAUGCAUUAUCUCACAUAUCCAUUUCAUGCUUACCUGAAAAUGCUUAACCUCCCACAUUUCUUUUCCCAAAAGGAAUGUAAAGACGAACUUGUGGAGAUAAAAUGACAAAAACAAUCAGACUGUUGGAGGAUGAAUGCUGCCCACUUUGGAAAAGGGAGAAGUUGGGCUCUGCCUGAAAGAAAUGUGCUUUCUUCUCUUUUUCUGCCGUCAGGAUGCCGGUCAGUCUCUUACAUCUGUCUGUCUCUUCCUAAUUAUAAUUUUUAAAAAAAUCUGUCUCGGGCGAUGGACAGCUGCUGAUCUUCUCAGUAUUUUGAAAGAAAAGUCAACAAGUAGCCUUGAUGUAUUGCUGAUGGCCCACAGCUCCAUCUGCCAUGACCUUUACACAGCCAGGGCCUCAAACUCAGAUGUGUGUGUGUGUGUGUGUGUGUGUGUGUGUGUGUGUGUGUGUGUGUGUGUGUGUGUGUGUGUGUGUGUGUGUGUGUGUGCGCAUCUUAUUGAGCAUGUGUGAAAAUGAGCGUACGUGCCUGCGCUUAAGAUCUGCCUACACAGACCCUCGUCUUUUUUCCCCAAUCUAACUUCCUUUCCUAACCAUGGAAGAAGUUCCCAUAUCAAACUCCGAGUUUACACCCUAAUUUCUUCCAGGAAUCCCAAAACACCCAUGUGACCUGUUUGUUUCCCCACAUUGCCUCUCUCCCCUUCCUAAAUGAGCGUCAUGAUCCUGCCCGGGGACUGCUGCAGAAAGCUGGAGGGCAGCCAGUCCUCCAGGGGGCAGCACACUGAAAAGGAGGACAGAAACAGUGUGGGCUGUGCAAAAAUACAAUCAGUUCAACAAAGAGGAGAACUGCUUGGUCUUUAGAGACUCUUUUUAACAAUGCAUGGAGAAGACUGAAGGAGCAGCAUGAAGGAUUAUGAGAAACAAAUGAUGGAUGCUUUGUUUCCUGUUUCAUCACACCUCUUGGACAUUCUGUUAGAAAGAUUUACAUUAGGUUAGGAUAUUUGGUGCCCCCAUCCCUCCGCCCCCAAAAUGAAGGUGGCUACUUUACAGUCCCCUUCUCCACCAGCUUUUGACAUUCCUAAAUCUUGAUCCAUCAUUCCUUGACUUUUAUUCCCGAGAACACUUCUGUUAAUUCCUACUGUGGCACGUUUACCAGAACUUAUUGGUACUAUUCUCCCCUUUUUUGCCCUUAUAAAGAAACCCUUUCUUCCCUGAGCUUCUCCAGAAAUGGGAUGGUCACACGGAGGUUGCACUUGUCUUUGUAGAUGUCCUUCAGGGAUUUGAAACCUUUGUAUAUAGAACUGAGAUUUGGCAACACAGAUAAGCGACCGUGGACAACAUUUCAACACGCAAGCAUCAUUCCAAAAAAACAGAAGAAGAAAGAAAAUACAGAGGUGGUUGUUGGCAGAACUUGACUUCCUCUGAUAUAGUGUUUUUUUGUUUUUGUUUGUUUUUGGGUGGGCUGCCACAGCUCAACCCUGCAGGAAUGUUCAGACUGAACUGCGCCACCUGGUGGCUGGACGAGAGUACUGCAUUGCCACACUGCUGCUGCUCUCAGUGCCAACACUCCAAGACGUUCCACUGUAUCUCUCUACUUAAUCCGUAAUGCUCUGUCAAACACACAGACAACCACAAACUCGCAUCAUCACAAUUAGUCCAGUUGCCUAUUUUUUCGCAAUAAAUGAAAACAAAAGAUGAGUAUAAGUAAAUGGUGAGAUAUUUUUAAAAACUAUUUAAUUCAUUUAAAAAAAUAGAAAAAAAUAAAACUUUUCUCUGGUUGUCGUGACCGUGAACAGAAUCUCGUCUUAUACUGAGGUGAUUGUGUUUGUCUGUUAGAGAUGUUUUUAUUUCUUCUUUCAUUGCAAUUAUUAAUGAUGAUGAUUAUUAUUAUUAAGAGGUUUUGUUUUGUUUUUUUACACUUUGCACCUCUCCCCUCCCUCCCUACUUGAAUAGUGCUGCUUUGUCCAGGCCCGUGAUGGGGAAAAAAUUCAACAGUUUUGCAAUAAAGGAUUUUGUGAUGAGGUUCUUUUUAUUAUUUUAUUUGGUUUCUUUUUCACCAAAACCUCCUGAACUCACUCUCAGCCAUGCUGACUGUUCUUCCUGAUGAUAUUGACAGAAUCGCGUCUUGUCUGUUUUUCAUUGACAGAUUUAAUAAAAUUGUAAAUUAAUGGAU